AUCUCUCUCUGUGUAUAUAUUAAUAUAUAUAUGGGUCUGUGUGUGUGAGACUGAGGACUCUGUAUCUUAUAAAACAAGAGACAACAGUUCCAAGCAAUCUCUCUAUCUCUUUAUCUCUUUCUCUUCCCCUAUAAAUUAGGAGGGAGAGAAAGACGAUCGAAAAGGACCAGUACUGGCCUGGUUAAGGAGUUUUGUACCCAGUCAACUCAGAAGAGGAAAUCGGAAGAAGAAGCGGAAGCAGAAGCUUAUGAAUUGGUUGCAGAAGAUGGUUUUUCCUGUAAGACGUGUUUGGAUUGCCGUUGCUGCGCGUGUAAAGUCCCGUAACAAUGGUGGUGGGCUAUUGAAGCUACACGAUGACAUACAAACAUGUGGAUACGAGGAUGUACAAGUGAUGUGGGAGAUGCUUCAUAGAACAGAAUCAGAGUUAACAUCAAACAGUCGUCGAAAGCGCAAGCCUAGAUCCUUCUGGAAAAUCUUCAUAUGGCAAAACAACAAUACUUGCUCUUCACCUUUCUCCAUAGACCAUGCUUAAUUAACAACAUCAAAGUCGGUGUCUCCUUACUACCUGCAACAAAAUAUGCAAGGAAAAAAAAACGUACAAGUACGUCGAUAUAAUUAGUAUGACUUUGAUAUGUAUCUCGAUAGGCUAUUGUGAUUCGAGUGACAAAACUCCAUAAUAGCCAAGUCGUUUUUUGUAAAUAUAUCAUGUCUUUUUUUUCAAGAUCCAAAUCAAGUCAUACAUAAGAAAAAACAUUACUUGAAUAAACCGAUGUCUUACUCUUUAAUGGAAAUAUGGAAUCACUUUUGUUGUUGCCAAUUGCC
Lactuca virosa is the source of this 822-nucleotide messenger RNA. The record is from the annotation of a GenBank genome assembly. NCBI's taxonomy places the organism in Eukaryota, Viridiplantae, Streptophyta, Magnoliopsida, Asterales, Asteraceae.